Gongylonema pulchrum is the source of this 423-nucleotide messenger RNA. NCBI's taxonomy places the organism in Eukaryota, Metazoa, Nematoda, Chromadorea, Rhabditida, Gongylonematidae. The record is from the annotation of a GenBank genome assembly.
AUGGCGCAGAGGUCUGUAUUCUGCAGUGCUGUUCGAGGGUUGAAGCUCUUCCCCAGCACUGCACAUGGCGUGUCGCUUGCCGGCUACGAUUGCGGCGAUAGUCAGAAUAAUAAAAAGAAGCAAAUUUCUGACAUCAAAAAGUUAUGCGCCAAUGCGCUCGCUCUAUCAGAAAGCCCGUUGUGGUACUCGCAGAGCUUGAAACCUUGCUUCGAACAGAUUCCCAGUGCAAAUGCGCGUAUUUGUGCGUUCGUUGAUGGUCUCAAUCCACUGCGAUGCGAUGUGCUCACCAUUCCGGUGCGAUCGGACGAGCGACGUUCGGCGAGCGCGCUGGAAAAGCCAUUCACCAUCAGCCAGUAUGUGCAGACCGACACAACUCUCAUACAGGCUUCGGAUAUGAAGAAACUUGUGGAUGAAUUGAGGUAA